AAGCAUCACUCAGCUGAUGGGAGGGGUGCUGCUUGCAGACAGGAGGAGACAGGAUCCAUGGCAACAAACAUGGCAGAGGCAGAGACCCGUCAGCGGCUGCUGCGCACCGUCAAGAAGGAGGUGAAGCAGAUUAUGGAGGAAGCCGUCACCAGGAAAUUUGUUCAUGAAGACAGCAGCCAUAUUGUGUCCUUUUGUGCUGCAGUGGAGGCAUGUGUUCUGCAUGGGCUGAAACGGCGAGCAGCCGGCUUUUUGCGUAGCAACAAGAUAGCUGCACUCUUCAUGAAAGUGGGGAAGAGCUUCGUCCCAGCUGAGGAGCUGUGUAGGAAGGCCCAGGAGCUUGAGCAGAUCAUCGAGACAAAACGAAGUCAAAGCUUGCAAAGUCAAGACAGCCUUCGCAAGAUGCCCCGACUGCCCAGCCUCACCCAACAGGGAGUCAGGAACCUGUGGAUCCGGACGGCUCUAUUUGACAAGGUGCUGGACAAGAUUGUCCUCUACCUGGUGGAGAACAGCAGUAAAUACUACGAGAAAGAGGCUGUUCUAAUGGACCCUGUGGAUGGACCUAUCCUUGCUUCUUUGUUAGUUGGACCUUGUGCUUUGGAGUACACUAAGAUGAAGACAGCAGACCACUUCUGGACAGACCCGUCUGCUGAUGAGUUGGUGCAAAGACAUCGCAUCCAUGGGGGCCACUGCAGACAGGAUUCUCCCACUAAGAGGCCUGCACUGUGUAUCCAGAAGCGGCACUCCAGCAGCAGCAUGGAUGAACGCCCUUCCCCCUCGCCAUCAGCUCGUGAAUAUGUGGAGUCGCUGCAUCAAAACAGCAGGGUGACCCUACUGUUUGGCAAAAACAAUGUGCUUGUACAACCGAGGGACGACAUGGAGGCUAUCCCAGGUUACCUGUCUCUGCACCAGAAUGCUGAUCUCAUGACCCUGAAAUGGACACCGAACCAGCUCAUGAAUGGCUCUGUUGGAGACUUGGACUACGAACGCAGUGUAUACUGGGACUAUGCCAUGACGAUCCCUCUAGGGGAAAUAGUUUACUUGCACUGUCAUCAACAAGUUGACAGUGGGGGGACAGUGGUGCUGGUCAGUCAGGAUGGGAUCCAAAGACCUCCACUUCGCUUCCCCAGAGGAGGCCACUUGCUCCAGUUCCUCUCCUGCCUGGAGAACGGCCUGCUUCCCCACGGUCUGCUGGACCCUCCACUCUGGUCCCAGAGGGGAAAGGGGAAGGUGUUUCCCAAGCUGCGGAACAGGGUUCCUCAGGGAUCUGGAUCCUCAGACUCGGUCUCGGAUAAGGAGGAGGACGAGGCCACAGACUAUGUCUUCCGCAUCCUCUUUCCAAACAGCCAGUCAGAGUUUGUGACUAUAACCCAUCCUCCCCAUCUGACUUCCUCCCUAUCCCUUCAACUGGGCGGACAGGCCCCCUCGAAAACAGGGACCCUGGUUGUACCCAAGAGGUCCUGCAGCUGUCCUGACGAAUCCCCCUCACUCACAGGAAGCAGCUUGAGUCCUCCAGACUUGAUGGAUCAGGGAGCUACAAUGUGGCAUCCCACUCUCAGGAAGUCCUCGUGUUCCUCUUGUUCUCCGGGGAGCUUCUCUGAUGCGGCGACGCCCAAGGGGUGCAACCAUGAGAGGGCUCCUCUGAAGCUGCUGUGCGACAACAUGAAGAAUCAGAUCAUCUCUCGGGCUUUUUAUGGCUGGUUAGCAUACUGCCGUCACCUGUCCACUGUGCGUACACACCUGUCUGCUCUCGUCAAUCACGCCAUUGUGGCGCCCGACGUGCCUCGUGAUGCCUUCAAAGGACUCACCACAGACGUGUGGCAGACGUUCCUCCAGGACUGCACAGCAUACGAGGAGAAGGAGCUGCUUCGUCUGGUCUACUUCGGUGGUGUGGACGCCUCGCUGCGUAAAGAGGUGUGGCCUUUCCUGCUGGGUCAUUACCAGUUUGGAAUGUCAGAAGCUGAGAGAAAGGAGGUGGAUGAACAGGUCCGAGUGUGCUACCAACAGACCAUGCGUGAGUGGCUCGGCUGCGAGGAGAUUGUCCGCCAGCGGGAGAAGGAGCAGCAUGCUGCAGCAUUAGCAAAGUGUUCCUCUGGAGCGAGCAUGGACAGCUCCAGUCAGAAGAUGAUCCACCACAACUCCACUGUCAGCAAUGAGUCCCAGUCCCCCCAGAGCUCAGACAGGCAGAGUCUGGCUCGCCUGCAGAGUGACUCCAGCAGCAGCACACAGUUCUUCACAUCCUCACAUCCCUUCCCCUGGAGUAGCCUGCUUCCCUUUGGCUUGUUCUUUCAGGUGUUUGAGUCCGUAGAGGAGGUUGAUCAAAUCGAGACGGAGCCCAAGAGCGAAGAGGCCAAACCGGUGCCAAAGAUACCCAAUGGAGCUCUGCAGAACGGGACAAGCUCUCCUGACUCCGGACAUCCCUCCUCCCGUAACUUCUCAGUCACCUCCGGCCUGUCAGACGGCUCACUCACAGAGGACAGCACUGCACCUGAUACAAUCCCGAGAUCUGCAGCUGUCCCUCAGGCGCCACAGAGCCCAGUCAAACCUGCAGGGGUAGAGAGUGAAGGUCUGAAAGGGGAGAUGGGCAGCCAGGUAAAAGGUAAAGUUAAGAACAAGGAGGGGGAGGAGGAAGAGGAGGAGGAGAAAGCAUCUGAUGUGACCACAACUGCAGAAAAUACCAAGACUGAGGGGCUGCUGAAGGCCAACAAAGACACAGGUCUGCAACCCAAAACACAAGAAGCAGUUGAAGAGUCUGGAGCAAUUAAAACAGAGGGGCCCAAGUGUGUAGAUAAAGAUGCACUGGCAGACAUUAAAGGAAUGGAACCUUUAGAGUCAGGGGUAAUAGAAAAGCAAGAUGAGGAUACUAUGAUGGUAUUAGCAGCUGCUGCAGAAUCAAAAGGAGAACUUGUUGAGCAAAGUCUUAAAAAAGAAGUAGAAGUGAGUAUUGAGGAAACAUCAACUCUCAAGAAAACAGAACCAAAUGUGGAAAAGACGAAGGAAAUGAAUGAAUCAAAGACAAGUAAACCACAAGAGGUUUUAUUGGCAGAAAGGAGAGAAAACAUAUCCAUUGAUCCUGUGGCUCCCAAAGUUGAAAAGAACCUGGUUUUCUCAGUUAGACACUCGUCUCAGACAGAUGAGGACCAGGUCAUGACUGAAUCUGAUGAGUCUCCCUCAGCCAUAAUGAUGGAGGACAUACCCAAAGCCAAAGUUUCCAUGAUGCCUUGGAGCAGGAAGGGACGUUAUGAAGCAUCGUCUUUCUCUGAGGUCUCAGCUCCCCACAGCGCCCCCCUCAGGCUGGAGGACGAGCAGGGAGAGCCCUGUCCGGAGGGCAUGGAGCCCAUCCUGUGUGAGGAGCCAGAAAUGGAGAGUCUUUACCCUAACUUUGACUCCCUGGUCAGGUCUGAAGACAUAAAGAAUGAAGCAACCUCUCAAGAAUCUGCUGGGAGUACCUUCUCUCAAGAGCUUUUGGACUUGUAUACAUUAAAUCUGCAUCGCAUUGAAAAGGACGUCCAGCGCUGUGACCGGAACUAUUGGUACUUCACUCCUGCCAACCUGGAGAAACUGCGCAACAUCAUGUGCAGCUAUAUCUGGAGGCACCUUGACAUUGGUUACGUACAGGGCAUGUGUGAUCUUCUGGCUCCACUUCUAGUCAUUCUGGAUGAUGAGGCCAUGGCCUUCAGCUGUUUCACUGAGCUCAUGAAGAGAAUGAAUCAAAACUUUCCACACGGAGGAGCUAUGGAUACUCACUUUGCCAACAUGCGCUCUCUAAUCCAGAUCCUGGAUUCUGAGCUGUUUGAGCUAAUGCACCAAAACGGAGACUACACCCACUUCUACUUCUGCUACCGCUGGUUUCUCCUAGACUUCAAGCGAGAGCUGGUGUAUGAUGACGUGUUUGCAGUAUGGGAAACGAUCUGGGCAGCCAAGUAUGUCUCUUCUAGUCACUUUGUCCUCUUCAUUGCCCUGGCACUGGUGGAGAUCUACAGGGAUAUAAUCCUGGAGAACAACAUGGACUUCACUGACAUCAUUAAGUUCUUCAAUGAAAUGGCUGAGCACCACAACAUAAAGAAGAUUUUGACCAUGGCCAGAGAUCUGGUGUGCAAGGUGCAGAUCCUGAUAGAGAACAAGUGAUUGUCCUCUUUGUCUUCUUUUUCCUUCCAAGUAAAGUGUGACCGGCUGUAGCAGCACAAGAGUAAAUUACAUCUGAGAACACGCUCUCUCUCUCUCUCUCUCUCUCUCUCUCACACACACACACACACACACACACACACACACACACACACUUUCACAUUACACAAAGCCUUUACAAUCACAGUUUGCUGCUAUGAGCCUUAUUGACUGUAUCCACAAUGUUGUUUGUGUUGUCAACAGGUGUAUGAGAAUAUUAUGCUUAAUAUUUGUCAGUAUGUUAAAGUAAAAACAAAUGUGUCUGAAAAAGCAUUUCUUUAAUUUCUAGAUAUUUUUGUCAGAAAUCCCUUAAGUGUCAGUCUUAACCAGAGUGCACUUAAUAUUUUUGAGAUAAUGAUGGUUUUAGUUGCACAUUUCAAACCAAACUGUAGAGCUGAAUUCCACCAGAGACUAUAUUUAUGAGAGAGAAAAAUACAUUGUGAUAAUAGUUUAUAAUACUUAUUUUAAUAGUCAAAGUCUACACAAUUAAACUUUAAACAUAUCAGGAAGUUACCCCCCUAUUCCUACCCCUUAAUGAAGGUAAGAAUGUCAGCAGAAUUUACUUUAAUUACAACACCCCAAAAUUAAAUUACUUUUUACUAAUGGAGAACAGUGGCUUGUAGUCCAGAAUGUAACUCCAGUUCUCUUUAACACACAACAUUAAGAAUAAUUUAGCUUUUAGCACCAUGU
Molecule: messenger RNA, 4851 nt
Organism: Sander lucioperca (pikeperch)
Lineage: Eukaryota; Metazoa; Chordata; Actinopteri; Perciformes; Percidae
Gene: sgsm1a
Product: small G protein signaling modulator 1a
Exons: 26
Coding region: 58-4125 (1355 amino acids)
Biological process (GO): activation of GTPase activity
Molecular function (GO): GTPase activator activity
Source: RefSeq, a predicted model, not a curated record